CACACACUCACACACACACACACACUCAGAGACACACAGAGAGAGUUUCCUGCGCUGAUUAAACCCAGGUCUUCGCAUCCAUGUCUCGGGAGCCGUGUGUCCGCCCCCGGGGGUGUCCCAGGCCCUGUGUGUGCUGACCGCAUUGGUUAUGGAGCAGGACGCUAGUGAUGAUGAAUCCCCAGUAGUUUUUAGAGGUGAAAACCGGAGGAGGAGAAGAAAAAUGAAAGCAUUCACAUCAAACUCAUCCGUAGCAAUGGAUCACUUAGCGCUGGAGUUUGUGCUUCCCACGACUAACAAAACCACCAAAAACCCUGACACGCUGCAGUUGGAUGUGAUUGGGAACUGGACUGUAGAGCAGGUCAAAGCCCAACUGUGGCUGAAGGCAGUCACAACCAACGUGUGUCCAGAAUUCUACCAAAAGUAUUCACCAGACCACUGCAUCCUGCUCUACCAGAAGAAAGGGAGCUGGUGCGAGAUCUACGACAAGCACCAGGUGUUUCAGACCCUCGAUUGCGUCCGCUACUGGAAAGCUCUUAAAAAGGAUGUCGGAAAAAUCUAUCUGGUUCUGAGGCCACAACCCAGCGAAGACUCUGUCCAGUACCAGAAAUUUCUAAAUCAUCUCAUAGGUUAUGACGUCACAGAUGUCAGUAAUGUUCAUGACGAUGAGCUGGAGUUUACAAGGAGGAAGUUACUUACACCCAGGAAAAUUGAACUGGUUGACCGAGAUCCCAAACUGUACUCGACAGACCCCUGGAUAACCAGCAAGGCCUUACCCGAUUACUUGUUGAGUAAGAUCACUAACAACCACAUUCUAAUUGUGAUACACAGAGAUACCUCAAGCCAGACAAUAAAGGUGUCCAUAGAUGACACGCCUUUUCAGGUUCUUCAGAGCUUCCUGCUAAAGACUACCAACAAAAGGGCGCUGCUCAGCAUACCAGAGGAUGUCAGUGAAUCAGAUUUUGUUUUGAGGGUUUGUGGAAGAGAGGAGUAUAUUUUUGGGAACUACCCCAUCAAAGACUUCCACUGGAUCAGACAGUGCCUCAAAAGUGGAGAAGAGAUCCAUUUGGUGCUUGAAUCCCCUCCAGACCCCGAACAAGAUGUGGUCCAGAAGGAGGACUGGUCCCAGGUGGAUGACUGCACUGGUGUUGCUGGCACGCACGAGCAACUGACCAUCAACGAGAAAGACCACGAGAAGGUGUUCACCAUCUCCCUCUGGGACUGCAAUCGCAAGUUCAGGGUCAAAAUCCUGGGGAUCGAUAUUCCGGUCCUUCCUCGUAAUUCCGAUCUCAUUGUCUUUGUGGAGGCCAGCAUUUUCCAUGGGCAGCAGCUGCUGGCGCAGGAGAGGACGUCUCCCAAGCCGUUCACUGAAGAAGUGCUCUGGAAUACGUGGCUCGAUUUCAACAUUAAGAUAAAAGAUUUACCCAAAGGUGCGCGGCUGAACCUGCAGGUGUCGUGCGGGAAGGCGCAAACGCAGACCUCGAAGGACAGCGUUUCGCACGAUGGCAAGAACAAGAGCCGUCUGCUGUACUACGUGAACCUGCUAGUGGUGGACCACAGGUCUUUACUCAGACAGGGCGAGUUCAUCCUGCACAUGUGGAAGAUGCCUGAGAAAAGCGAAGACAACAGCAGCGUAAAUGCUGAUAAACUCACUUCUGCCACCAAUCCAGACAAAACGAGUUCCAUGGCCAUCGCAUUGCUGCUGGACAAGUAUUGCUACCCAGUUGCUUUGCCGAAGAGCAGGGACUGCCGAGAUGCAUCGGAGCUGGAAGGAGAGAGAGGGAAAAGGGAGAUGCCGAACCAUUUACGGAAGCAGUUUGAUCAAAUCGUAGCUACCGACCCUUUGCAUCCGCUUAGCACGGAAGAUAAGGAGCUCCUCUGGCAUUUCAAACAGGAGUGUGUGCGGCAUCCUUCGGCCUACCCGAAGUUUCUCGGUUCUGUCAAAUGGGGAAAACAGGAAGCUGUCAUGUCAACGCACCAUCUUUUAGAGCGAAGCACCACAUGGGACCGCAGCCCUCUAGAUGUAGGGUUAGCGAUGCAGCUGUUGGACUGUCACUUCUCUGACGCUAUUGUGCGCACGAUGGCGGUCAGGAAACUGGAGACGCUUGGAGACGACGAUGUCCUUCGGUACCUUUUGCAGCUGGUUCAGGCUGUGAAGUUUGAACCCUAUCACGACAGUGCACUCGCCAGGUUCCUCCUUAAGCGGGCUCUCCGGAGCAAACGGAUCGGCCAUUUCCUGUUCUGGUUCUUGCGGAGUGAGAUCGCUCAAUCCAUGCACUACCAGCAGAGGUAUGCGGUUAUUUUGGAGGCGUACCUGCGUGGCUGUGGAGACGCCAUGCUGCAGGACUUCAGGAAGCAGGUGGAGAUUACUGAGGCACUACAGAAGGUCACACGUGAGGUCAAAGCCAUAUCUGCCGAGAAAUACGAUGUGUCAGCACAAGUUAUUUUUCAGUUGCGUCAGAAACUGGAGGGUCUGCAAAUGCAGGGUUUGCCCGAGAGCUUUAAAGUGCCGUACGAUCCCGGACUGAGAGCUGGGGCGCUGGUGAUCGAGCAAUGCAAAGUAAUGGCAUCCAAAAAGAAGCCCCUGUGGCUGCAGUUUAAGCGAGCCGACCCCACCACCCUGUCGAGCGACACCAUCGGGAUCAUUUUCAAGGACGGGGAUGAUCUCCGGCAGGACAUGCUGAUUCUACAGAUUUUGUUGAUCAUGGAGUCUAUAUGGGAGACUGAGUCCCUGGAUCUGUCCUUACUUCCUUAUGGCUGUAUAUCCACUGGAAAUAAAAUCGGAAUGAUCGAGAUAGUUAAGGAUGCCACCACCAUUGCAAACAUCCAGCAAAGCACCGUGGGAAAUACUGGGGCUUUUAAAGAUGAGAUCCUGAACCAGUGGCUUCGAGACAGAUGUGUGAAUGAGGACAAGUAUCAGCAGGCGGUGGAGCGCUUUGUUUAUUCCUGUGGAGGCUACUGCGUAGCAACCUACGUCUUGGGGAUUGGUGAUCGCCAUAACGACAACAUCAUGAUCACUGAGUCCGGGAACCUUUUCCACAUUGACUUUGGACACAUUCUUGGAAACUACAAGAGCUUCCUGGGUAUAACGAAGGAGAGGGUGCCUUUUGUCCUAACACCUGACUUUCUCUAUGUAAUGGGGACGACUGGGAAGAAGACGAGCCCGAAUUUCCUCAUGUUUCAGAACAUUUGUGUGAAGGCCUACCUGGCUCUGCGACAUCACACCAACCUGCUGAUCAUCUUGUUCUCCAUGAUGCUGAUGACCGGCAUGCCUCAGCUGACCAGCAAGGAGGACAUCGAGUACAUUCGGGAGGCUCUGACUGUGGGGUGCACAGAAGACGUGGCUCAGAGACACCUUUUGGAUCAGAUUGAAAUCUGCCGGGACAAGGGCUGGACAGUGCAGUUCAACUGGUUCCUGCACCUGGUGCUUGGCAUUAAACAAGGAGUGGAAAAGCGAUCAGCCUAAGCAGAGGAUUGCAGAAAAGACUUCAUGAAAUAGUGUUUCCAAAGAGUAUUUUAUCAGAAAAUUCUUCUUUUUUUUUAACCCAAUGCUUAGUUUCAGCGUUUCCUUCAUUUGCUUUGACAGAAUGUAUGAUGUCACUCAUCAGUUAUCUGAUCCCAAGUCUGUUUAAAAAAAAUAAUUAAAAAAGUCUUCAUUAAAACACAAUGACAUUAAAAUGA
Messenger RNA from Clarias gariepinus (North African catfish), 3678 nucleotides. It is a transcript of the gene pik3cg, whose product is annotated as phosphatidylinositol-4,5-bisphosphate 3-kinase, catalytic subunit gamma. Gene Ontology annotation, cellular component: phosphatidylinositol 3-kinase complex, class IA; plasma membrane; cytoplasm. The transcript has 11 exons. Lineage: Eukaryota; Metazoa; Chordata; Actinopteri; Siluriformes; Clariidae. Gene Ontology annotation, biological process: phosphatidylinositol-3-phosphate biosynthetic process; phosphatidylinositol 3-kinase/protein kinase B signal transduction; cell migration. The record is from RefSeq and is a predicted model, not a curated record. Gene Ontology annotation, molecular function: 1-phosphatidylinositol-4-phosphate 3-kinase activity; 1-phosphatidylinositol-3-kinase activity. The coding region runs from base 149 to 3463 and encodes 1104 amino acids.